CGGCCAACAUCAGGAGUUGAGGGGAGUCAGUGAGCGCUGUUCUUUUCCAGUAUGUGCAGGUUUUUUUGUUUUUCCUCGGGCGCGGAUUAUUACUCCGGGAAACCUCGGCCUCUAAUGGGGAGCAGCUGCAUUAACUAGUGAACAGACUUCCAUUAACUGUUUUUCUUUGCCGCCAGCCAGGUCACUGAGUGCGCACACACUGUGGUAGGCUCCCUGUUUAGUGGCACUUUUUUUCUCCUCUUCUAAUAGAGAAACCGGAUCACGUGAACAGGUGGCGUUAUCUUUCCCUUAAAAGCCCCGAGGAAGUUAGAGAGGAAAGAAGAGGGUAAGGACUGCAAGAAUUCAAUUUCAGCUCAAAAUUCAGCUGGAUUUUGUUGAACUCAACUAUCAACAACACCUUUACUAUUACUAUUAUUACUAUUACUACUACUACUACUACUAUUACUACUAUUAUUAUCAUUACUAUUACUCUGCAGUUUGUUAGAUCUUUUCCGCUGCUGUUUUGUGAUGAAGCUGUAGAUGAAGGGACAACGAGACACUUGACAAACUGCUUUGGUAUGGCUGCCGGAGUGUUAACUGGCCUGGGCCAGGAUGUGGUUUGCAGCCAGUGGGUACAACCACAAAACAGCAGCAGCUCCCAAGCUCAGGGUUGACUUGUCACAGACACUCCCUCAUCAAAUGACUCUGUCUUGACUCACACAGGAGUCACAAAGGUGCUGCAGGCAACAGCAUGGGCAACUCCUCCAGGAAGGGAGGGGGAGAAGAAGAGGAGGAAGAGGGGGGGAAAGAUGGCGAAGAGGCAGAAUUUUCCGAGAAGGAGAAGGAAGUAGUGCAGGAAGUAGAGGAGGAACUUCCGCUUGGAGUGGAGGAGUUGCUGGAGAGUGGAGACCCCGUGUUGGACUUGAGCUACCGUAAAUUUAAGCGUUUGCCUUCACGUGUUUGUGACCUGAUGCAUCUGGAGAAGCUUUAUGUUUGUGGAAACAGCCUGCGCACCCUGCCCGACAGCAUCUCCCAGCUGCAGGGUCUGCGGAUACUUGCCCUCGACUUCAACAAAAUAGAAGAUGUUCCUCUGGCCGUGUGCGACCUCACUAACCUCACCCGCCUCUAUUUGGGCAGCAACCGCCUAAUGAGCUUUCCACCUGAGCUGAGCAACCUGCAGAAUCUGCGGUGCUUGUGGAUGGAGAGCAACUACUUCCAGAGAUUCCCACGAGUGCUCUAUGACUUACCCAACCUCAAGUCCCUGCAGAUGGGGGACAACCGCCUGAAGACUCUGCCUCCUGACUUGUGGCGCAUGGAGGCUCUGAGGGGAUUGUGGCUCUACGGAAACCGCUUUGACACCUUCCCAAAAGUCCUUCUUCGAAUGAAGUCCUUGGAGAUCCUAGACCUGGACCGCAACAAGAUAUCAGAAAUUCCCAGCCUGAAGCGUCUUAGAGCCCUGCGCCUUUUCUCCUAUGACCACAACCCAGUCAAGGAACCUCCUAUAGUAGGUGAAGACGCCGUCUUGGUUGGGGAGGGAGCUGCAGAGUUUUUGGAGGUGCGUGAGGCCAGGAAGGAGAGACGACGAAAGGAAGCAGAGAAAGAGGCAGAAGAGCUGGCACUUGCAGGAGAGGAGCCGGUGAUUCAUGGCAUCCUCAAGAACAGCAGCUCAAAGCAAGCACCAAAUGAAGCUGCAGUGACCAUAGAGGACACAGAUGUUAAAGAGGAAGAGCUUCUGGUGAAGGAGGAAGAAGUGGAGGAUGAAGUGGAGGAAGAGGAAGGAGGGUAUGUGGAGCCUCCAAUAAACGAGUAUGGCGGGACUGAGCUCGAAUAUGACGAAGAGGCGGUCGAAUAUGAGACAGAGGAGCUGAUAUGUGAGGGAGAAGGGUUUGAGUUUGAGGGAGAGGAGCUAGAGUAUGAGAGGGCUGAGAUGGACUAUGAGGAUGUGGAGGAGUUGGAUGACACAGGGAGACAAGAUGAAGGGGCGUGAAAGGCCCCUCCAAGAUCCAGAUGUUCUGCAGGACAAGCUGGACAUGAAUGACAGGAAAUCCUGCAGAUACAGUUGAUGUUUUGGGACUUUUUUGUGUAGCUGUGCUGCUAAUUUAAAACCUGUUGUUUGCUGUGAAUAUAAAUGAGCCGGGCAUUAUGUGUCUAAAAAUUAACAACAUCUCACUCAUCUCCAUGUGAUCAGAUCAGAGCUGGACUCAGGUAAAGAGAGUGUGUGUGUGUGUACAGUGUGUGUAGUUGUUUUACAAUAAAACUACUUGCAGUGGGCAUAGGAGACCAAGUUUCCCGUUAUUAAAUAAUUACCCGUCUGAUUAUGUCAGUCACUUGUGGGAAUAUAUUUCUUAAUUGUGAAGCGGUGAAACCACUAGCCG
Haplochromis burtoni (Burton's mouthbrooder) is the source of this 2354-nucleotide messenger RNA. Its product is annotated as leucine-rich repeat-containing protein 10B. Lineage: Eukaryota; Metazoa; Chordata; Actinopteri; Cichliformes; Cichlidae. The transcript has a single exon. Bases 731 to 1966 code for a protein of 411 amino acids. Gene Ontology annotation, molecular function: protein binding. The record is from RefSeq and is a predicted model, not a curated record.